Messenger RNA from Bipolaris sorokiniana ND90Pr, 2293 nucleotides. RefSeq lists its product as uncharacterized. Lineage: Eukaryota; Fungi; Ascomycota; Dothideomycetes; Pleosporales; Pleosporaceae. The record is from RefSeq and is a predicted model, not a curated record. Gene Ontology annotation, biological process: transmembrane transport. Gene Ontology annotation, molecular function: transmembrane transporter activity. The transcript is spliced from 2 exons. The coding region runs from base 349 to 1953 and encodes 534 amino acids.
GAGGCUGAGAUCCAAUGGGCGCGCGACGCACCACUCCUUCUGUUUCAAACGCUCCAUCAAGCUCAAACCCCUCGCGCCAUGUUGGUGUCGCCGCCGCCGCCGCCGUCGUGAGCGUCCAGUCUCUAUUACCUCUUCCACAGUGAGCCUGUCACUCCCUUGACAGUCCAUUCUCGUCGCUCUCUCGCCAUCUGUAUCUCCAUUUCUUUUGGGUCCCUUUGUACCCGUCGCAGUCGCUAUACACACAGGUUCACGCUGGUCGUGCCUGCCUACGCUCCCUCUAUCGCGGUACACUGUUCUACCGCACAUUCGAAUAUUCCAGGAUAGGCUGUUUGGGUUUCUUUUGCAAAAAUGUUGGGUUUCCACAGGAGAACGCGGUCACUGAUCCCAGUGAAGGAUCUAGGCAAAUACGACAAGGUGUCGAUGGUCGAAGAGGAGGAACAAGAAGUCGAGGAAGAGAUGGAUAGUCAAGAUAUACCGGAUGGUGCGGAUAAGUCGCAAAGAGGGCAACUGGUCCUGGUUUACCUCAUCUUCUUCGCUGAAGCCAUCAUGGCGUCGAGCCUGCAGCCACAACUCCAAAUGCUCCUCUCAUCUUCCGAUUACUGCGGCACUCUAUCUUCAUCCUACCUCCGAAGCAUACUCGACUGCGCAUACGCAUUCGGCGGAACCACAGGCCUCUUUUGGGGCUACCUCGCGGAUCGCAUGGGUAGACGGCGUGUCACCUUCAUCGGACUCUGGAGCAUGUUUUUCUGCUGCUUAUGCAUGGGAUUUGCGACCACACUUGUUGGCUGCACCAUUUUCCGAUUCAUUGCAGGCAUGGUCAGUUCGGCCAUUGUAUGCACAACCCUGACCAUGCUCGGAGAUUUGAGCGCAACAGCAGAGGAACGAGCAAAGAAUGUCGCUCGACUCCCCGUCAUUUCCCUCGGCGGCUCCAUGGGUCCAAUUAUGCAGCUCAUGGUCUCGGAAAGUCUGCAAGCAUACAACAUGGUAUGGCAAAACUACCCCACCCUGGGCUCGGAGCUGGCUUGUGGAAUCGUCGUGUUCGUCAUCGCACUCGUGGCGAGCGUUUUCCUAAAGGAGACGCUACCUCACCACAACGAGCGCACAGCAGACGCUGCAGACAUAGACUGUGAGAGGGCAGCUUUCCUCCGCCGCGACUCGCACGACACAAACGUAACGCUCGUGGACUUUGCUCGCCCAGAACCCAUCACCAUCAGCCAGUUCCUCCAGGCACCCUCCCUUAUGGUUCUUCUAUCCUCCUUCUGCCUCCUAUCCCUCCAUGCAUCAACCUUUGACGUCGUCCUCCCCCACCUCGGUCACAGCAGCACCGAAUCCGGCGGCAUGGGCCUACCCUGCGAAUGGCUCAACAUCAUCGUCCUCGGCGUACGUGGCCUCGCCGGCGCCGUCGUCUUCUACGCCGUCCCAUGCGCAGCCUCCAAGCACGGCCUCGUCAAGCUCUACCGCUCUCUCUCCGCCCUCCUCCCCGCAACAUACAUCCUGACUCCCUUCCUCGCCGCCGUCGUCACCUGCUCCGGCUUCGGCCCCAUCAUCUCCACCUUCUCCAUCUUCGCAAAACACCUCCUCACCGACGCCGCCGUAGUCGUCGUCUCCCUCCUCGUCCUCAACACCACCCCCGACGCCUUCUCUGCGGGUACCGUCGUAGGCAUGAUGCAAGUCGCCAGUCUCUUCAAGGCCUUCGCCGUCGCCGUCAGCGGCACCACCUACUACUUUAGCGACGACGUCAGCGUAGAUACUACCAACCUCGCCCUCUGGACUUGUCUCGCCCUCUUUGGUAUUGCGGGUGCGGGCCUCGCUUGGUUCGUGCGUGAGCGGCCCAGCGUAGAAAAGGAUUUCCCAAGCGAAGUUCUGUGCUGGGAGACGUGCUUCGAUGCUGAUGCUGAGAAGCAAUUCGAGCUGGAGAAUACGGAUGUUGAGUCUGAUGGGGAGAGUGUAUAGGUUUCCACGCUUACCACAACUCAUUCACUCUUUUUUUUGUGCGUGUGUGUUUCUGAUUUGCUCACUCACUUUCAUUCAUUUUAUAUAUGGAAGUCUCUAUGGCGUGGGCUCUUUUGUUUUUUUAUUGAGUCUAUUUUGUUUUGUUCCUGUUUCUGUUGUUUUUUUUGCGUAGUUACCCCCUCUUUUCUUUUCGUGUUUGUUUUGUUAGUCCAACUUGUUUCUUUGCGUCAGGAUUUUCUUUUUUUUAGACAUCACUCGUCGUAUCUCGCGCUAGAUAGCUGACUUGGAGGGGAUGUGUGUACAACAAUUCAUUAAAGUUCUCGUCAUACUUCCGUGCCAC